GUUUAAAGAAUAUGUCACUACAAUUAUUCUACUAUUUUGUCUAAAUUCUAUUUACUCGUUUAUUUCGUAGCAAGUAAUUCCAAUUUUAAAAAUAUAGUUUUCAUCCGUUAUGCGAUAGUAUUUCAAAUUUUUCUUCAGCUUCCUCGAAUAAGAACUGUGAAUAAAGACUUCCCGGGACUUCAGUAUAGAAUAUUGUUUACCCGUUCACUCGGGAAGUCUGUGAAUUCAGUGGUGCAUCCGAGCAUCUUGAAACCGGAACGUACUUAGUCGCGCGCGAAUACGUCCAUUACUGAAAUUUUUACUAACAAAUAUCCUUCUCCCGUGACACUUUAAGGGUGCGCAGUAAUAUAUACCUCUAGUAACAAGUGUUGGACUAACAUCACUUCCCAGUACUUAGACGAUCUACGUUCGGGCCUGGCCGGCACCGGUACUGAUCAAAGAACUCUGGGAUUACCAGAAGAUGUACAUUGAAGGAUGAAGAUGAUGCCAGUCUCAGGUCUGAUCAUCUAGGAAUUUUCUGUACAAUUUCAGCUAAUCCCGAUCAAUAGUAGAGUAGCUACCAGACGUGGACGUUCCCUUCGGGCCUGUUCUUAAAAGUCGGUUAUCACAGUGAUUGCGUAGCCCUUCCUUUCAUUACUAGGCGACCUUGAACAACUGGGUUUAAUCAAUGAAGAUAACAUGCGAUAGAAUGUUUUCGUUUCAAAUAUGUGUUAAUGAUUAUACUGACGCAUCAGUCUUGCGUGGCCUGCAACAAAAUUGCUCCAUCACCGAGCUAAGUUUUGCGCGUAGUGCGAUCCGAGAUGAAGGUUGUGAGUUAGUUUGCAAUACCGUAAUGCAUCUACCAAAAAUAGAAUCCUUAAAUCUCUCAGCUUGUCAUCUGACGGCCAGAGGUUGUCAUUCAGUAGCCGAAUUGAUCAAAUAUCAAAAAAUACAGCGCUUUGCUCAGAGUUGGCAACAUUCACUUCGAUAUAGAAAUAUAGACACCAACAAUAUGCAAGGAUUGCGAAAUAUAUUGCUAAAUGGUAAUCGAAACAUCGGAGAUGAAGGAUUGAUAGAACUAACAGAGAUUCUAAAGGAUGAUGAAUGGAUCCGGCAAGUGCAUUUGAGAAACUGUGGUCUCACUGACAAGGGUGCUAAAUCUUUGGUAGACUGUUUAAAUAUUAACAAGACAAUUGAAAAGUUCGACAUCCGUGCAAAUUUGGGAAUCUCGAAUGAAACCUGUUACGAAACUUUAAUAAAGCUUGGAGUUGAGGUGGAAUCUUCAGACAGUAACCAAUCAUUUACGACCGGAACAGCCGGAGGAAAAAAGUUGAAACCUUCGGAACAAAUAAAAUUUUUACAGCACCAGCUGGCGGCCGAGCGACACCGAAGUACACAGCUUCAAUUGAUGGUAGAAACAUUGCAUCUACAGCAGACAGAGUUUAACACGCAGAUGAACAAGCUGAAGCAUGAUUUCAACCAGAUUGUUCAUGAGCGUGACGACUUACUUAUUCAAAGACAGAACAGAAACAAGGAGCGCCCAAAAAGUCGACGAUCCAACGCACGUAAAUGUAAAAGUGAGGCUCUACCGAAGCCGUGCCAGUUGUUCAGUCCAAGACGAGUCACUAGUCAGCGCAAUGACGGUAUCAUCGGUAUAACUAAGUCGGAGAUUUUCCUUCGUGCGAUGCGCGAUCCGCACUCAGAAUUAGAAACAAUCAGCACGAGACAGCCUAACCGAUCUCACAUGCUGGAGCGAGCAAUCGGAGAUGGUGGCCUAACUAGUCAACUAAACGAUAUCACUGAGCUAAACGAAGAAUUGGGGGCUGUACAUAACAGUUUCACUGAAGGUGGUUGUGGAGACAACAUUAAAGUUACAAAAGUGGGGCAGUUUGGGGCAUUCCGAAAAGAUUCACUACACGAACAACUGAACGAAGGAACAAGUGAUGAGGACUAUUUUAUAAAAAUUGGCGAGGCGGCUGACCACUGGACAAGUAAGAAAAAAACUAAUGGUUACGUAACCAGUAACGACGAAGAAGAUGAUUUGGACGAGACAAGUGCCAAUUCAUUCUCCGGAGCAGAUCUGUUGAAAAUGAUUGUGAAAAAAUGUUCCCCUGAACAUACGAUUGAAACGCAAUCAAUGUGCAUCAAAAAUUGACACGAACCAUAUUGUUCCAAGUAACAUAAUUAUAUUUCCGAAGCAUUUUCAUACAUAUGAAAAUAUAAAACAACUAAAUUUUCGAUGAUUUAAAUUGGUGUUUUUGUGGAAAUUUGUGUUUCUAUAUGAAUUAAUCACACACAUUUAAAACCGUUUGUCGAGCUUGGCAUAAUGAAAUUAAUGAGUUAAUUUAGCACGCAAAAGCCAAUGGAUAUGGAAUGUUGUAAAACUAUUUUUUUUCGGAAAACUACUUUUUUAACUGAAAAUAUUUAGUUUUGUUUAUUUUGUGUAGCGCAAUCUAAUACAAAUCCAUUGAAGCAGUGUUGCUAACUUUUUUUAUUAGGGAAUUGAAAUCUGCAUUCAUAAAAUGUAAGCAAUUUUCCAUCAAACGUUAGUGAAAAAUUUAUCAAAACUAAUAUUUCAUCCAAAAAGUCUGGCUUAACGUUCGUUUGAGAAUAAAUUAUUGCUAAAAAAGAUUGUUUGAAACUCAAUUAUGAAAGCCUCUUUGAUAAAUUGGUUACACUGCAUAUAAGAAUACAUAGAUCUAUGACAUACGUACCAAAUAAAAUGUACGUAAUACACAAAUUACCAACACAAGUUAACUUGGGUUACUCUUGAUCUUUAAGGUCAUUCGCCUCUUCGGACCAGAAAAACUUUCUGCGGGGUUGGGAAUGUGUUGUAACAGAUAGCUGAAACCAUCAUUAUUAAGAGAAGGCAAAGAUGAAAAAAUUACAUUGUAACGAGAAAGAAAC
Malaya genurostris is the source of this 2886-nucleotide messenger RNA. RefSeq names its product protein Cep78 homolog. Gene Ontology annotation, cellular component: centrosome. The record is from RefSeq and is a predicted model, not a curated record. The coding region runs from base 668 to 2134 and encodes 488 amino acids. The transcript is spliced from 3 exons. Gene Ontology annotation, molecular function: protein binding. NCBI's taxonomy places the organism in Eukaryota, Metazoa, Arthropoda, Insecta, Diptera, Culicidae.